Molecule: messenger RNA, 888 nt
Organism: Bombyx mori (domestic silkworm)
Lineage: Eukaryota; Metazoa; Arthropoda; Insecta; Lepidoptera; Bombycidae
Exons: 1
Coding region: 1-888 (295 amino acids)
Source: RefSeq, a predicted model, not a curated record
AUGCAUACCUGUGCGAAUUGUGGUACUCAACACACCGACGGAACAAUAUGCAGCAUUUGCAAGAAUCAUUAUGAUUUUCCAUGUUCUGGAGUGACGGAAUCCGGCUAUCGCAGAUUAGGUGAACGGAAAAAUACCUGGCGGUGCCUGAAGUGUAAAGGGCCGCAGGACUCAAUACAGGAACAACUUAGUCAAAUCCUAUCUCGACUGGCUCCGUUAGCAACGGUGGUGGAUGACAUCAAGAGCAUCAAGGCUGAAAUAGGCGAUCUCAAGAAUUCCCUCGAGCUGGCAUAUCAACUCACUGGUGAUCUCUCGAGCACGGUGAAGGACUUGGGCUCUAGAAUAUGUACAGUGGAAAAGAUCGGCAGUGAGGUUCCUGCUCUUCGUGACGAAAUUACCAGAUUGAACAAUGAGCUACAGGACCGGGACCAGUGGGCCCGUGCGAAUAACGUGGAGAUCCGUGGUAUACCGGAAAAGAAGGGUGAAAAUCUAUAUGAUGUCGUCAGCUGUAUCGGUCAACUUUAUAAUAUUUCCAUUAAGAAAGAGGAGAUUAAUUACAUUGCACGUAUCCCAACUCGUGUGCUGAAGGCUGAAAAAUCUAUUAUUGUUGCAUUCAACAAUAGGUAUCGCAAGGAGGAACUUAUCGCUUUAGCUCGUAAAAUUAAGAAGAACAGUCUCUCGGACUUGGGUAUACAAGGAGAGGGAAGUUUUUAUCUGAACGACCAUUUGACGCAGCGUAAUAAAACAUUAUUAAACAAAGCAAAGUCGCUCGCGAAGGAUAAUAAUUUCCAAUAUAUUUGGGUAAAACAUUGUAAAAUAAUGGCCCGCAAAUCAGAUACAUCCCCGAUAUUUUUUAUAAAAGAGGAAAGGGAUCUGAAGAAGAUAACCUGA